Molecule: messenger RNA, 1506 nt
Organism: Cutaneotrichosporon cavernicola
Lineage: Eukaryota; Fungi; Basidiomycota; Tremellomycetes; Trichosporonales; Trichosporonaceae
Exons: 4
Coding region: 1-1506 (501 amino acids)
Source: RefSeq, a predicted model, not a curated record
AUGUCAUCGACCUCUCCCCUUCCUCCCGACUACACUUUCUCGACCGACAAUCUUCCCCCGCCACCAUAUACGGCAGCACCACCCAUUCCACCCCGCCCGGCGCGGCAUGUAUCGGACUUGGGACCUGCGCACCCCCCCAUCCGGCGGGGGAGCAGCGAGGACAGAGGCGGCUCGUCCUCCUGGCGGCGCCUGGUGCCCACGCUGCGCAGCGCGAUGAAUCGCCUCGACAUCGUGUCCGGGUCACUUGCUCCGCCGCUUCCGCCUCGGGCAAGGACCACUUCUGCUCCACUGUCGAAGGCUGCACGAACGCUGUCACAUGACACUGUGCCAUCGUCUACAUCUCCUCCCUCCCUCGUCUCUUCUUCGGCGACGACUUCUGCACCGGCCAGGAAGAAGCUCACCAAGUUCAUCGCAACAUCACCGAGCGGCGUGUCGUUCAUGUCUCCAUUAUAUGCGGCGGCGUCGACCCCGAAGAAGCCGGCGCAACAAGGCGCGUCCCCAAUAUCCUUCCGCACGGUGCCACCCAGGCGAGGGCGGGAUGUCAUCGAUCUCAGGUUCGACAGCGACGACAAAACACCCGAAUCGUCAGGGGAGGAAGCACCACGCAGGACCUCGUGGACGGUGGCCGGAGCCAGUGCAGUAGCCGCCUCGACGAGCAAGGCGACCCCUCCCAAGGUGAUGGCCAAAAAGACGAAGCCUAAGAUCGCGCCGAAGCGCCCAGCGCCGGCGCCGCCAUCCGCGCCAUCCACUCCCACGACCGGCUCCAGCAAGCAGACCCGCAGUGCGCCUGCCACCACGCCGCUCGGAGACGACGGUGACGCGCCCCGCGUUGGUGCUGUGGGCCGGUACUGCCGCGACCAUGCAGGCAUGGUAUGUGCGGCAGACGGGUUCUACUGGCGCGAUGCGAAGGGCAAGUCGGGCGUGUAUGUCGCCUUUAACGAUUACAUCCCGACAGACUUGGGCCAGCAGACACAGGCCCUACUGCGGGUCACCAUGGACUCGCCGCUUACGGCGAAGGAAGCGCCUGGCUUUAUUUACGCGUACGAGCUGCGCACGCUUAGCGGAGGACAGACGGCAUACUUCAAGGUCGGGCGAAGCGACAACGUGCCACGGCGUAUGGGCCAAUGGUCCGCACAGUGCGGGUACGUUCCGACGCUCCGCGAUGUGUUCCCCCUUAAGGCGCGCGCCGUCUCUGGCGCUGGCGUCACGCGCGCGCCAUCCAUCCUCGGCACCUUCCUUCCCGGCGCAACCAAGGCUGGCACGGACGCGUCGCGCAUGAUCCCGGCCGUUAAACGCUGGGAGCGCCUUGUGCACCUCGAACUCGCGGAUCGCGCAGCUGCCGCCCGGCCGAAGGAAUACGACGCGCUUUGUAAGCCGUGCUCCGAUUGUGGCACAGUACACCAAGAGAUUUUCCCUCUGGAAGGCGACCCGCAGGUGUACGAGCAUGUUGUGGUCGACGCGAUCGAGCGCUGGGAGCGAUUCGUGCGCGUGAUCACGGAGACGUAG